Molecule: messenger RNA, 1440 nt
Organism: Penicillium verrucosum
Lineage: Eukaryota; Fungi; Ascomycota; Eurotiomycetes; Eurotiales; Aspergillaceae
Exons: 3
Coding region: 1-1440 (479 amino acids)
Biological process (GO): transmembrane transport
Cellular component (GO): membrane
Molecular function (GO): transmembrane transporter activity
Source: RefSeq, a predicted model, not a curated record
AUGGUGUUGAAGUAUGACGGACUGGAAGUAAUUACUUCCAGUAUACCUUCAAGUCCGCCCAACGAGAUCAAUCGCAAUUACUCCGAAGAUGAAUAUAACGCCAAGCUUGAGAAAAGAGUGAUGCGAAAGAUAGAUUUCUGGCUCGUUGGAUUUUACUCGAUUGUAUAUAUCUUCCGCGUCAUUGAUUCCAGCAACUACUCAAACGCCGCCAUCAUCAAUCUAGAAGCUGGCACGGGAAUUAAGAAAGAGCUAAAUUUCAGCUCCUCGCAAUGGUCCUGGACACAGUCUAUUUUCUCCUACAGCUACCUCUUUUUCGAGCCCACCAACACAAUCCUUCUCAAAAGAGUCACGCCUUCUAGAUGGAUGUUCGUCCUGAUAUUGUCCUGGGGUAUUUGCGCCUGCGCUGCUGGGGCUGCACAGGACUUUCCGGGGAUGAUGUGUGUACGAUUUGCAAUUGGGCUGGCUGAAGCCGGGUUUUACCCUUCUGUGCUCUACCACAUGGCAUUCUGGUACAAGCCUUCUGAGCUCCGCUGGAGAAUUGCUCUUUUCUACUCUCUUGGUCAGGUAUCCGGCGCAUUAAGUGGGUUGUUGGCAUAUGCUAUUAGCUUUAUGGAUGGAGCCGGUGGGCUAUCAGGGUGGCGAUGGCUGUUUAUUAUCGAAGGUCUUCCGGCAAUCGUGUUGUCUGUGGUAGCGGUAUUCGGUCUUCCAGAUUACCCGGAGACAGCUCGCAUGUUGACGGAAGAGGAGAAAACUUUCCUUCAGGGGCGUCUAUCCUCUUCAGCACCCUCUGGCAAGGACAAAAGUUGGAGCUGGAGGGAUGUAAAAGCGCUCCUCUCAAGUCCAACGUUCUACACAUUCACUGUCUACUGGAUUGGACAUGGUAUUGGAGGAUUUGGCGUAAAUUACGCUUUACCUACUGUUAUCUACGAGCUUGGCUUUACUACGACCGCUUUAUCGCAGCUGAUGAAUAUUCCUCCCUACGUUGCAUGCUUUUUCUUCUUGAAUAUUCUCGGGUAUUUACUACACAAAGGUUGGAUUAGACCCUGGACCACAGCUGUCGCAAUCGAGAGCACGAUAAUCAUCUGCUACAUCAUCCUGAUUACGGUCUCAAACUCAGUCGUCAAAUACCUCGCCUUGGUUGUAGCCACCGCUUGUGCCGGAUCUGCAUACCCUGUGAUCUGGCCAGAACGCAUUCGAGCCCUCGAAGGCACAGUGGCCGUGGGAAUGGGUAUUGGACUAACGAAUGCCAUGGCUCAGUUUAGUGGUAUUGCUGGGCCUCACGUAUACAGUACGGUGUUUGGACCAACGUAUCGAGUCUCAUACGUUAUCUGUCUUUGCUUCCUGUGUGCAGCUAUCUCGGGCAUUCUGGCCUCGUGGUGGCUUGUAUGGCGGAAGGAUAAGAAGGACGAAGUAGAGACUGGGUUUGAAGAAGAUGCAUGA